This is a messenger RNA of Antrostomus carolinensis (chuck-will's-widow), 971 nucleotides long. RefSeq names its product ataxin 10 (gene ATXN10). Gene Ontology annotation, cellular component: cytosol. The annotation marks the transcript as partial. Gene Ontology annotation, biological process: neuron projection development. The record is from RefSeq and is a predicted model, not a curated record. NCBI's taxonomy places the organism in Eukaryota, Metazoa, Chordata, Aves, Caprimulgiformes, Caprimulgidae. The transcript has 8 exons.
CUCUUCGUUGUAGCCUCCAGUUUCUAGGAAACAUUGCAUCAGGAAAUGGAGAUUCCCAAAAUAGCAUUUGGAAGUGUGCUUUCCCAGAUCUCUUCUUGACAUGCCUAACGUACAGUGAUGAGAAGAUUGUUGCCUAUUGUUGUAUGGUCCUGUUCACCUGCCUUAAUUCAGAGAAAGUGAGAGAACUCCUGGAUCCUGGAAACUUGACUGUGGCUCUUCAUGUCCUGAAAGUCUACAAAGAGCAGUUGGACUCUGAGUGGUCGUUCUUGAUUGUUACAGACCAUUUGCUGAAAUGUCCAGAGUUGGUAAAAGCCCUCUAUGCCAAACUGAGCAAUCAAGAAAGAGUUACUUUGUUAGAGCUGAUAAUGGUGAAAGUAAAUGAGAAGAGCCCAGUUCCCAGUGAAGAAAUGAAUGUGUUCAUGAGAAAUGCUGACUUCCUUGCAAGCUGUUUCCAAGAGAAAUGUGAAGCUGUGCUCAAGUUAACUUCUGCAGCAGGUGCAGAAGAUGAGGAAGCACUGGUUACAAUUCGUCUUCUUGAUGUUCUUUGUGAAAUGACAUCGAACAAUGGACAGCUAAAACAUCUACAGGCUUUGCCUGGUUUACUUGAAACAGCCAUAGAUACCCUGAGAUUAACUCAUCUUGCUGGGAAACAGGCUGUAAAUAUUUUCACUGCCACACAUGCUAUGACAGGACAGGAAGAAAUUGCACAUCCAGCUGUGGGUUUUAAAUCUCAUCUCAUUCGUUUGAUUGGAAAUUUGUGUUACAAAAAUAAGGAAAACCAAGACAAGGUUUAUGAGUUAGAUGGCAUUCCCUUGAUCCUGGACAACUGCAGCAUUGAUGACAACAAUCCUUGUAUCCUUUACAAAAGAAUUAGUUUCACAUUCAUCGCUAUUCCUGUACUUGGUGACCAGACAGUGUGUCUCUGGACAGAGAACCAAGUAGCAGAGUUGGGCUUCCAUGGUCCAAUUCGG